UCACCGUGGAGCUCUUAGAAAUACUCAAAGGGCCAGAGAAGUGGAAUUUAUCACCUCUUGCAUAAUAAUACACAGAGUCAACACGCGUAAGGUCAACAACAACAAGGGAGCAGAGGAGCGCGUGGACUGAAGCUGUCACUAAUCAGAGCCAAAUCUCUGACAGAGCUCGCCAGGGGAGCAGCCUGCUGUGUGUCUGAGCUGGAGCUCUCUCUGCGACUUCACAGCUGUUUCACGUGCGUGACAAGUUUGAAAACUUCUGCAUACGGAUACUUUUUGGAACACUUUUACGCACGUUUUACGCAGAGACUCUCGCUCGCCGUGGGGGGGGACUUUGACUCCAGGCCAUGCUGCAGUGACUCCAGGGACUCCAAAAGACCAAGUUGGAGGCGAAGAAGGAUGCUGGGAAAAUAUUUAUAACACACGGAAAGCUUUUCGUGAUUCGAGCAGAAGCGAGGACGGUAAAUCAGCGGGAGGAGAGUGGGCUGCUGAGGUGACGCGAGGACAAGACAGGUUCGAGUUUCAGCCGAGCCUCCUGGUAUUAAAGCGUGCAUUUGACCUGGGAGAAGUUGUCAACAAGAGCAGCGAGCGGAGGCAAACUGGCAGGUGGACAAGUUCAUUUACAUGCAUACGUAUAUUCACGCCACUAUAUAUAGAAGUUCUCUUAGCCUGGGCGAGCAGCCUUAAUAAGUUUGUGCACCCACCCCUCGGCCUGCAGCCCCACGCUCCCCCACUGUGUGACUGUGAGAGUCUAUAUAUACACCAUACAGGCUUUUAAUCUGUAUCCCAGAGGGCUCCCCGCCACCGUCGGUUUGGCUGUGAGGCCAGGAGUCGUCGCAUGGACUGACAUGGCUACAGACCUCGCCAUGAGCGCAGAGCUGCCUAACAGCCCUCUGGCCAUCGAGUACGUCAACGACUUUGACCUGAUGAAGUUCGAGGUGAAGAAGGAGCCUCCGGAGGCCGAGCGCUACUGCCACCGCCUCCCGUCUGGCUCCCUGUCCUCCACCCCGAUCAGCACACCCUGCUCCUCCGUGCCUUCCUCCCCUAGCUUCUGCGCCCCGAGCCCGGGCGCGCAGCCCAACCAGAGCCUGACCAACGGCGUCAACAGCAACAACAGCAGCAACAACAGCAACAACAACAAUCACAGCAACGCGGGGAAGCCCCAGCUGGAGGAUCUGUACUGGAUCCCCAGCUACCAGCACCACAUCAACCCGGAGGCGCUCAACCUGACGCCGGAGGACGCGGUGGAGGCCCUGAUCGGGAACGCGCACCACCAUCACCACCACCACCAGGCCUACGAGGGCUUCCGCGGGCAGCAGUACGUAGGAGAGGAUCUGUCCGCGACCUCGGCGGCGCACCACCACCACCAGGCCCACCACCACCACCAUCACCACCACCACGUCCGCCUGGAGGACCGCUUCUCGGACGAGCAGCUGGUCAGCAUGACGGUACGGGAGCUGAACAGGCAGCUGCGCGGCUUCAGCAAAGAGGAGGUGAUCCGCCUGAAGCAGAAGAGACGCACCCUGAAGAACCGGGGCUACGCGCAGAGCUGCCGCUUCAAACGCGUCCAGCAGAGGCACAUGCUGGAGACGGAGAAGUGCACCCUGCAGAACCAGGUGGAGCAGCUGAAGCAGGACGUGGCGCGCCUCGCCAAAGAGAGGGAUCUGUACAAGGAGAAGUACGAGAAGCUGGCCAGCAGGACCUACAGCGCAGGAGGGGCCCCAAACACGAGAGAUCCCAAACAGGCCAACACCGAGUUCUUCAUGUGAGAGCAGAGACUCUGAGCUGGAGAGCUACGGAGGACCAGUGGGGUCAGGCUGGAAAAGACUGAUAGAGGAGAGGAGGAAGGUUUUUUUUCUUCAUGCACAUCAAACAGUAAAUGUUGAGCAAACAAGAUGAGAUGAUGAAAGUUUCCUUCAAAAUUUUCCAACAAGGAAAAGUCAGAAUUCUGAGAGAAAAGUCAAGAAAAGCGUUGAAAUGUUGAGAGAAAAGGAAAAGUGGACAGUAAUGUUGCAAUAAACCUUUAUCCUUCACAUUUCAACACAUUUUUCCUGAUUUGACCUUUUUUGCUUGACAUUUAAACAUUUUUUAGCAACUUCUAUUCUCAUAAUUUUGACUGAAAAUCCUCCUCCUCUCAUGUUUUCUUUCUCAUGCCUGACUCUAGUCGUCCCCCAUACAGCCCACAUCCACAUCCGUGAUAUGUUAAUUUAUAUUUUUUGGUAUUUUGUUUACAGAUAUUCCCUUGACAGAAGACUUUUAACACAACAACACCACAGUUAAGCAUUUUAGAUGUGCACAGAAGUAAUACGGGAUGCACCAUAUUUGAUUUCUGCAGAUGUCUGACAUUGCAAUAUCUCUAAAUUUGUUUUAUACACUUUAUUUUUAUUGCAAACGGCAUAAAGGUCCCCAGGAUGAUUCUGCAAUAAAUAAUAGAUGAAUCCCUUUUCAAAUAUAGACUUUGACUAAUGCAAAACAAGGAGACAUCUUUGGGUUGCAUGCAAUAUUAUUUCACACGUUAGGAGUAAAACCAAGAUUCAUGCACUCUGCAGCCAGCUCUGCAAAUAAAAAUGUGAGCCUUGUCUAAAGGGCCCAAACCAUCAAUUUAGGAUGAAUUUAAAUAGGUUUGCAGGGUGUCACACAAAUUCUUUUAAAGCAUAAGCUGCAGUUCAGAGCAAAACUCCAGUCCUUAAAGAGAAAAAACUUCACCUGAUGCAGGCUGAUUGGAUUUAAUCUGUAAAAUAAUUCAUGUUGCAUUUGUGCACUCUGCUGAUGUUAACAGCUGUAAAUCUCAGCAGAUAUUCUGCUGAUAAUAUGGUGCAUCCCUGUCAUUAAUCCUUGUGUGCAUUUUGAGUCUUAAAGAUGUUUUUGGUUCACCUGCUUUGGGAUCAUUUUCGACUUUUCUCUGGUUGCAGCAUCAGUCUUAUCGAAGCCCUCUGACACUGAACAUGACUGUCUUAAUUCAGAGAGAACAUUUUGUCUUAAAAUGCCGGGAAAGAGUGAUUUUUAAAACUCACAUCAGAGCAGAAAAAAAAGCAAUACACCGCCUCUUUUUUUGCCUCCAGAAAGCUCAUCAGACUGUUUAUGUGAACGCGAGGCGGAUGCAGAGACUUUUUUUUUGUUUUCAAUAUGCAAGUCUAUAGUUUCCCAUCCCUAUUUGCAACCCUGCAUGCAGGACAUGUAUGGUAACCUCCAGUCAUCUCCCACACAUGUAUGGAAAGCAUGGCCCAUGGUUCUCUCCUCCUCGAUGCUUCUCCUCCCUCAUCAGUAAGGCCUGGGUAUGCAAAAAGCCACAAAUGUUUAACCCCUAACCCUCUUUGAGGUGCAAAGACUGCAGAUGAAACCUGCAAAACAAUCUGCUACUGCAUAAAAUGGAUGCGUCUUUAACUGCAAUCAAUUUUUCUAUUGUUUUAAAAAAAAAAAAAGACAAAAACAAAAAGAGAUUAACUGAGCCAGAUUUUAGACUGUAUUUAUUUCCACCUGUACAUAAUGUGUAGAGACAAACAGUUAACUGUGUUAUUUUAUUUUCUCUUUUUAAAGACAAAUGCUUUUGUUGCUUGGAUUCUUCGAAAUGUCUUAAUACAAAUGUUUGUAUGUUACAGCAUGCAAAUCGUCUAUGGUAUCCUCCUCCUACUGAACAUGUGUAAUGUCAAAGGCAAGCCUAUACUGCACUAAGAAACUGGAUUUUUGUUUUCUACUAAUAGGACCUUUGAUCGGUGAAACCCUGGAUGUAAAUUUAAUGAGGUGAGAGCCUCACUCAUGAUAUGGACUGCAUUCGCUGCUAAAACUCUAUGCACCAACCUGAUGAUGAAAAAAGACAUUUGAACAGUUCUUUUUGUUUUUUACUUUAAAUAUUUGUAGACAAAAAUGAUCUGCAGGUUUCUCCUGCUGUCUUAAAGAGAUCUGAUUGGAGGAUUGUUCUUGGAGAAGCUCCAUGCAUUAUUCUGUCAACAAGAAACCCCCUGGUCUGUGUGUUUCUGCUGCCAAGAUAUAUGUGCAAUAUUGUGCAGAAGUGGCCCAUGCAGGAGGAGACACACAAAAAUGCAAAAAUUCACGUUCAAUUAAAUGUUUUUUAAUGCUCAAAUUUUAGCCGAAAGAACAAAAUCUGCAAAAUAAAAAUCAUCUUUGUAUUUAUUUAAUUUUCUUUCUUUGAUACAGAUUUUCAUAAAGCAUCCUCAGAAUUUAAACGGUGAUAAAUUUGGAGAUGAAAAUCCUGCAAAAAUGAGACAAGUGAAUCAAACUUCUGCACAGUGCUGUUGAUGUAUAUCUGUACAUAUGAUUUCUAUAUUUAUUCAAUGAACGUGUCCUAACUGUCAACAAGUGAACAAACCUACCAAGUGGAGCGUUGUUGAGAAUCUUGUUUUCAUAAUGUUUAAUAAAAAGUUCUGUCCCAAA
This is a messenger RNA of Cheilinus undulatus (humphead wrasse), 4389 nucleotides long. It is a transcript of the gene mafaa, whose product is annotated as v-maf avian musculoaponeurotic fibrosarcoma oncogene homolog Aa. Gene Ontology annotation, molecular function: DNA-binding transcription factor activity, RNA polymerase II-specific; RNA polymerase II cis-regulatory region sequence-specific DNA binding. Bases 846 to 1766 code for a protein of 306 amino acids. Lineage: Eukaryota; Metazoa; Chordata; Actinopteri; Labriformes; Labridae. The transcript has a single exon. Gene Ontology annotation, biological process: regulation of transcription by RNA polymerase II. Gene Ontology annotation, cellular component: nucleus. The record is from RefSeq and is a predicted model, not a curated record.